CUGGUGGUUUAUGUUCGGACGCAGUGGUUACCUGUGCGCGCACGGCGUUAUGGUCAUUAAUAAUGCAUGUCGGCUAUUAUCAGUCCUGCCGCAGAGCCGUGCGGAUAUGUACAAGUUAGAGCCCGGCUCCCGACCGCAGCCAUUGAUCUGACAGCCUCGUUCAUCAUUGCUAACGUCAUUCCUGCCACAGUUUCAAUGGAAUCAUUACGUAUGUAGGGCCGGACCUACAUCUUGUACCUGGGGAGCGUUCGGCACCGAGUCUCUCUAGCCGUGCGGGCGGAACCGAAGCGCUGGUCCUGAGGUUCAUCACCUGACGCUAGCCCCGCAGUCAGUACGGUAAGCCAGGAAUCGCGAGACUUAGGGAGUACGGGAAGGCAGAGGUGAAGAUCAAAGCGCCGUACACCGAAGAUAUAAUAAGAUUGAAAGGACCUGUCGGGUCGAGUUAACAAGUGCGCAUGCUCUCUUUGUUGCAAGAUAAUGCAACAUGCUCCCAUUGCAGUGAUAGUAGUCGCUGGAAGCGUCUUCUACUGAUCCAGCCUUCAUAGUCCACUGAUCAUUGUUCAUAGAGAGCACACAGUAGAACGAAAUCAUAUCGUGACGGAUUGUGCAACGGAUUUGUGUAACGGACUUGUGGGGAUCCUGUGGGGGCGGACCUGUGCAUCGUUUGACCACCGCUGUACCUGUGAUGAUGGAGGGAUUCACGUGAAAGGUGUGUAAAAGACGUGUGAACAUGGUGAGGUGUGAACAUGGACAAGCCGGCAGGUAGGGGUGAACAGGUGUGCUGGUACUGUGGUACCCUGUAAGACGGUUUAAAGAUGGACAGGUGUUCCGGCAUGGCCAGGUGUGCGGGAAGUGUUGUACUCUACACCGCGGCCUGCCAGCCAGUUUAUGUUCCACCCCUCCCGCUGAAAAAGCGGCGGGCAGGAACAGAACGUCUCGCCCUGAACGUGGGAGGAACCCGGUUUGAGAUAUGGCGGCACCUACUGGAGAGGUACCCAGACACUCUGCUCGGCAGUGACGAAAAAGACUAUUUCUUCGAUGAUGGCAAAAGAGAGUACUUUUUCGAUAGGGAUCCCGACCUCUUCCGGUACAUCCUCAGUUUCUACCGCACCGGGAGACUGCAUUACCCCGAGAGCGAGAGUGUGUCCGCGUAUGACGAAGAGCUGCACUUUUUCGGGAUUCCGAACGAUGCGGAUGCUAUCGGGCCAUGCUGUAGGGAGGCAUAUAUCGACAAGAAGGAGGCCCAUGAAGCGUCUGUCAGCGCGGCCGCCAAAGAAGCACAGGUGCCGCCGGAACCCGUGACAUUCCGGGAGAAAAUCUGGCGUAUCGUGGAGAACCCUGACGAGACCACGCUGGGACUCGUGUUCUUCUACGUCACCGGCUUCUUCAUCGCCGUCUCCGUCUUCGCCAACGUCGUGGAGACGCUGAACUGCGCGCCUUUUCCGCCCAAGAUGAAGGAACAGAUCCCGUGCGGCAUUCGUUACGCGCUGUCAUUCUCCUGUCUGGAGACGGCUUGUGUUGUCAUCUUCACGGCGGAGUACCUGAUCCGCCUGUUCGCGGCGCCAGAGAGAGGCAUGUUCGUGAAAAGCGCGAUGAGCGUCAUCGACAUCGUCUCCAUCCUGCCCUUCUACGUCGGACUGUGCAUUCCGGCCAACAACAGCGUGAAUGGGCUGUUCGUCACGCUGCGAGUCUUCCGCGUCUUCCGCAUCUUCAAACUGUCCCGCUCCUCCCCAGGACUGAGGUUGCUGGGCGACACCCUGAAGGGCUGUGCCCGGGACCUGGGCUUUCUUCUAUUCGCCCUGAGCAUGGCCGUCAUCAUCUUCGCCACCAUGGUGUUCUACGCCGAGCGGAACCACCCCAACUCCUACUUCUCCAGCAUCCCGGAAGGCUUCUGGUACAUCAUCGUUACCAUGACGACGCUGGGGUACGGGGACAUGACUCCGCGCACGAUCCCCGGGAAGCUGGUGACGGCGUUCUGCUCCAUCACGAGCGUCAUCCUGCUCACCCUGCCGCUCACCGUCAUCGUCUCCAACUUCACCAACGUCAUCCAGUCCAAGAAGGGCGGGGACAAGGGACGGCACCUGGUCCGGGGCACGAGACCCACCUACGAGGAACGAGAGUUCCUGCUGCAGCGGGACCACCUCAUGCACUGUCUGGAGACCACCACGGAAAGUCAAGUCACGGAAAACAACUGUCACAUGGGGUACAUGGACAACUGGGCUCCGGACCUCGCUGUCAAAAAAGCACAGUAAAAGUACAUCGACCACUGGGCAUCGAAUCUCGCCGACUAAAAG
Messenger RNA from Branchiostoma belcheri (Belcher's lancelet), 2294 nucleotides. RefSeq names its product potassium voltage-gated channel protein Shal-like. The transcript has a single exon. The record is from RefSeq and is a predicted model, not a curated record. Gene Ontology annotation, molecular function: A-type (transient outward) potassium channel activity; protein binding. Gene Ontology annotation, cellular component: voltage-gated potassium channel complex; membrane. The coding region runs from base 816 to 2252 and encodes 478 amino acids. Gene Ontology annotation, biological process: protein homooligomerization; potassium ion transmembrane transport. NCBI's taxonomy places the organism in Eukaryota, Metazoa, Chordata, Leptocardii, Amphioxiformes, Branchiostomatidae.